This is a messenger RNA of Thalassophryne amazonica, 1418 nucleotides long. It is a transcript of the gene rab30, whose product is annotated as RAB30, member RAS oncogene family. NCBI's taxonomy places the organism in Eukaryota, Metazoa, Chordata, Actinopteri, Batrachoidiformes, Batrachoididae. Gene Ontology annotation, cellular component: trans-Golgi network. The transcript is spliced from 5 exons. Gene Ontology annotation, biological process: Rab protein signal transduction. Bases 165 to 776 code for a protein of 203 amino acids. Gene Ontology annotation, molecular function: GTP binding; GTPase activity. The record is from RefSeq and is a predicted model, not a curated record.
AUCUCCUCCUCCUCGCGCUGCUGCUAACGGAGCAGACAGACGGGGAGCUGACAGGAGGAGGAACGUGGCCCUACCCAGCAGCAGUGGCUCCGCCAGUUUAAUGAGGUGACCUAUGCACAGCAAAUCCUCCUAAACCCGGGGCUGUCCCCGUCUUUGCGUUUAGCAUGAGCAUGGAAGAUUAUGACUACCUGUUCAAAAUAGUUCUGAUAGGAAAUGCUGGAGUUGGAAAGACAUGUCUCGUCCGACGCUUUACUCAGGGCCUUUUCCCACCUGGACAAGGGGCGACUAUUGGAGUAGAUUUCAUGAUUAAAACAGUUGAAAUCAAAGGGGAGAAGGUCAAGUUGCAGAUAUGGGACACGGCUGGACAGGAGAGAUUUCGCUCCAUUACUCAGAGUUACUACCGUAGUGCCAAUGCCCUCAUCCUUACAUAUGACAUUACCUGUGAGGACUCCUUCAGGUGCCUUCCCGAGUGGUUGAGGGAGAUUGAGCAGUACGCCAGCAACCAAGUGGUGACUAUAUUAGUCGGUAAUAAAAUUGAUCUUGCAGAGAAGAGGGAGGUUCUCCGACAGAGGGCUGAGGACUUUGCUGAGGCUCAAAGCAUGUUGUAUCUUGAAACCUCAGCCAAAGAGUCUGACAACGUCGAGAAACUCUUCCUCGAUCUGGCCUGCAAACUCAUUCGAGGGGCCAAGCAGAACAAGUUGGAUAAUAAUGACACUGCCCCGAUGCCUGGAGAGGGGAAAACCAUCAAUUACUUGAGCUGCUGCAGCCUCAAUUAGGUGGAGUUGAGGUAACUAAACAGCCAUUGACUGCAUUGGGAAGGUGGUUGAGUUCCAAUGCCGCCUUCUGAGUAAACUGGUUUGUUCAUCCCAUCGUUUGUAGUCCAGUGCUUUUUAAAAUGUGUAUAUGGGAGUUAGUCUAACAUUUGUUUUAACAUUUGUUUGGCCUUCUGUUAAUAAGCAUUUUCAGAGAAAAGCUUUCCGCAGUGCAACAGGAUGCAAGUUAUUUCUGGCGAGAUGAAGCCUUAUGCAUCCUUGAAGUCAAAGCAUCUCCUUAAUGCUGCGUGUUUGAUUUGAGGAUUGAUUUCCAUUAAGCUUCAAUAUUCACCAGCAGUAUUAUGUGAGUAAGACCCUACACCAGGUAUUUUGUUAUGGAUUCAGUGUAGAUAGUAACUUUUGUGAUGAUCAUUGGUAAACAGGUUUACAUAAAUUAUCUAUGUGAGAUUACCAAGUCUGAUUAAGCUGCAAAUGUAUCCUAAAGUCUGUUGCACAAUCAGUAAUAUCCCACCUGUUUGUUCUCUGGCAUUUUCAUACAAUGUCAUGAACUGUCAUCAUCCUGGUAGGCUGAUGAGUAGGCUGUUCCACCCACCUUUGCAAACUGUGAAAUAUUUGUUCCUAAUAGAUUUUUACUUGCUGCUAAAA